AUUUGGUCAACCAUGAAAUGCAAAACAGCAUUUACUUUUCUAUUGUAGAAGUGAUUUCCACAGCUUGGAAAAAGAUAAAAGGGACUUGAAAUGAAAUUUAUAGUGACAAUGCAAUUCUGAGGGUAUGAGUUUAAACCAGUGAGGCAAACAGCUCCAUUUUUGUUCAGUGUUAAGUUACCAGUGUGUUAAUUUUGGCUACUUCUGAAAUAAAGAGAUACUUAUUAUUUAACAGACUUUACGAAUUAACUUUUAGUGUGGACUACUUUCCUGGAGAUACCAAUAGGAAUAUGUAUCUUUAAAUUCUGGACACCAUUAUGAACUCUGAAUAUUCACAGUGAGGAUCGUUUUAGCAUAUGGCUUGGGUUUGAUGACUAGUUGCAGCUUAAUCGAUUAAAAAGCUUUGACUUCCUGAUCCCGCUUGGAAAAGAAACAUUUCGUUGAAAAUAAUUGAGUUGGAUCACCUUUUCAAAAAUCAUCUCAAUAUUUACUUACUUUUACUGGAAUAUAACCAUCAUAUACUGGAAUAUAACCAUCAUAUAUUUGUUUCAUUGUAUUUUAAUGUGCAAACUGGUGUUUUCAAAUUCUGGACAAUAGAUCAAAUUAUAGACGAACUGGAAUCAAUACAACAGGUUAAGUUCAUAAGGAAGUGGGAGUUUUUAACAGCAACCAUUUUUUACCAGAAUUACACUUAUUGGUUGUAUAAUGUCAUUCUUAUAAUAGAUGGGACUUUUUGUUUAACUUCAUACACAUAUCGCUGUUAAUUGGUUUGUAAAAUUUAUGAUUGUAUAAGAUGGGAAAAUCUAAACUGUCUCGCCUUGUUGAUAAAGAUGGGCAUUGCACUGUUGUCUACAACAACUUAAAUACCAAAAGAGGCUAUGUCAAGGACAUUUUCACAACAUUAUGCGAAAUAAGAUGGCGUAUGUUAAUACUGUUUUUUACCGUGUGUUACUUGUUAAGUUGGAUAAUAUUUACAGUAAUAUGGUAUAGCAUGGCAUACUACAAUGGUGACAUGCGUGAUGACAUCACUAACAUUACAGAACAAAAUUAUCAUACACCUUGCAUAGAUAAUGUGUAUAGCUUUAAGACAGCAUUUCUGUUCUCAUUGGAGACGCAAACAACUAUUGGAUAUGGCAAGCGAGUAGUCACAGACAAAUGCUUCCUAGCUCCUUUUGUCGUUGUGAUCCAAUCAGUUUUCAGCUGUUUUAUCAAUGCAAUACUUUUCGGUCUAGUUUUCACCAAGGUAGCACGUCCUAAGAAGCGAGCUAUUACGCUAAAAUUCAGCAAAACGGCAUGUAUUGCACGGAGGGAUGAACGCUUAUGCUUCAUGUUUCUUAUAGCUGAUACAAGGCCUACGCACCUUUCGAACGUAACAAUCCAAGCCAAAUUUGUCUGCCCCCGAACAACAUUAGAAGGAGAGUACAUUCCGUUUUAUUCAUAUGACCUCAAUCUGAGCUCAGAAACAGAAGCUUUAGGUAAACAUAUGUACCUCGCUUGGCCGUUAGUAGUCUGCCAUUACAUUAAUGCGGAGAGUCCCUUCUAUGAUAUCUCCUCGAGUGAUUUAUCAAAAGCAAAAUUUGAGAUAAUCGUCCUCUUAGAGGGUCUUGUUGAACAGACAGGAUUACAAUGUCAGGCACGUACAUCGUACCUCCCGUGCGAAAUAAAAUGGGGAAAGCGGUUCUCACCUUCAAUGACUCUUCGCAACGACGACUCUAGAAAUCAUUGUAUUGUAAACUUUUCAGAGUUUAACACAUUAACUGAUCAAUCUACACCAACUGAGAGUGUGAAAUAUCACAUGGAGCAUAAUAGAAAGCCAAUGCAAAAGGCUUUGAAACCACAUGAACAUAAUCACAGGAACUCAAGUAAUGGACUAUCUAUAUUAAAUCCAGCUUAUGAAGAACACCAACGAUAAAGAGUAAUAAAGGCCUACCCUAAAUUUUAACCUAGGACUGAAAAAAGGACACACACUGAAGAAUAUACAAGGUGGAUAGUUGUACCAUGUACUAUCUACCAGCAAGUUCAUCAGUAAAUUUUGUUUUAUCUCAUGCAACUGAAUAAGGAAACAGAGUUCCAUAUUUGUAAAUUUCUUGUAAGAAACCUACUGACUAAAAAGAAAUGACAGAUACAGUACAAACACUGAACAGUGAAGAUUACAAAACAACAAUAACUGUGGUUCACAGACUAAUAGUUCACUCUUCUCAAAGAGGUAUCUACAGACCUGUCAACCCGUACGCAUUCGCCGUAAGUCUUACGCAUUCCAAUCAAAUCUUACGGUCUUAUACAAACACCGGCAAAACUUACGCUUAUCCUAAAAUUUAAGUAAAUUUUGUUUCUUUUUCAAUUUGUAAUGAAUUUUCAUAAGAAGGGAAGCCUUUUGUUAUCUUAAACUAUCUUUCAAAAAUUACUGUAUCUGAGAUCAUUAUAAAUUCAUUAACAUUGAUUAGAUGUGCUAUUUAAGCCAAAGAGUCCAGGAGCCCGACCAGGCGCUCUUGGCGGCCCCUGGCCCC
This is a messenger RNA of Anneissia japonica, 2504 nucleotides long. RefSeq names its product G protein-activated inward rectifier potassium channel 2-like. The transcript has a single exon. The coding region runs from base 791 to 1909 and encodes 372 amino acids. Gene Ontology annotation, molecular function: inward rectifier potassium channel activity. Lineage: Eukaryota; Metazoa; Echinodermata; Crinoidea; Comatulida; Comatulidae. Gene Ontology annotation, biological process: potassium ion import across plasma membrane; regulation of monoatomic ion transmembrane transport. The record is from RefSeq and is a predicted model, not a curated record. Gene Ontology annotation, cellular component: plasma membrane.